Molecule: messenger RNA, 2541 nt
Organism: Lizanozyma spartinae
Lineage: Eukaryota; Fungi; Ascomycota; Pichiomycetes; Serinales; Debaryomycetaceae
Gene: IML2
Product: Iml2p
Exons: 3
Coding region: 1-2541 (846 amino acids)
Cellular component (GO): nucleus; mitochondrial outer membrane; cytosol
Molecular function (GO): protein binding
Source: RefSeq, a predicted model, not a curated record
AUGUGCAAGCGUGCUCACAUGUUUCGCAGCUUGCGUAAGAAGACUUCUUUGCUUCUGCUUUCCCUGGAUGCCAACUCUUUAGCACCUGCGUCUUCCUCGGCUUCUACGGCUUCAAGCAUAUUGCUGGGAGGAGGACAAUCUGUUUCCGGUUCUGCUUCUGUGUCAGGCUCAAGUUCAGGCUCGUAUGCUGUUCAUUCGAAGGUCGUCAAACAAGUGCAUGACUUCGAAGUCGCCUUGAAGGCUAUGGAUUAUCUUUUGGACGACCGCACAGAACAAGGGGUGCAACUUUUGAAGGAUGAAAUCAAAAAGCAUAAGGAUUCCAAAUCUGAUCAGCCAGCUGCAAUCUUUACGUUGGCUCUAGGAGUCAUGGAAUUCAUUGAGGCGACUCUUGGAUUCGAAUCAGAGGUCAUGGACAAAGCUCAUCGGACGUUAGACGAAGCUGAAUCUCAAAGCAUGGCCAACAACAAGUACAAUAUCAAACAUAAACUACAGACUUCCAGAAUAUACCCACCAGGGACUGAGUUUCAGGUGACUUUGGCUGAACUGACGUUAUUGAAUGCCUUGGUGAUGCUUUUGCGUGAGAACAACGGGAUGAUGGAACAAGCUAAAGCUUUAUUCAAAUUACGUAAGGCUUACCAUGCUUUAGACUCCAUUUAUCGUAAGAUGAAGGAAAAGGAAUCUAAGUUCAAUAGUUUAUCUGCUCCAAGUCCUGCCUUUGAGUCCCUUCCUGUGUCUCGCUCAACGUCGUCGGUGGAUUUGCCAGGUUAUGUACUGGAUGCUUCACUGUCUUCUGUGAAUAUACCAAUGGACUUGAGGUUGAUAAACGACUUGGAGAAGGUUUAUCAAAUGAGAAAGCUGCGUAUAUAUGGUACAAGCAUCAAUAACAGCAAUGUCACUGUGAAUAGUAUGAGCGACAUGAAGGACAAUAAUAUUAGACUGAAUGGCAAUAAUGAUGCAGCAAAAGAUGAUGAUUCUGAUUCUGAUAAUGAUCAAUUUUCAGAUGCUUUUGAAGACUUUAGUGGUGAAUCUAUUGAUGAACCUCUGUCGAACUCACCUCUGGUCCAGGUACGAUUAGAUCCUCGAGUUAAUGUUGGAACCAUUGAUGAGUUCAUUCAUUCCGGUGUCCAAUUGUGUUUUGGGAUCUUGCAAGUUGUACUUUCUCUUAUCCCUCCUACAAUUGGUAAGGUAUUAUCCAUUGUGGGGUUCAAAGGUGAUAGAGAUGUUGGGUUAAAAUUAUUAUGGAAAAAUGCCAUUACAACAAGAAACAUACAUGGGGAUUUGGCAUUAUUAUGUAUUUUGGUCUUUUAUGAUGGGCCUGUUCAAUUUGUUGAUCGAGGAUUCCAGAUACCUCCACAUUUGAGGUCUAAAUCAGCGUCAUUUGAAUCACAUACGUUGGAAAGAGUUGAUAAUUUGACGUCCUUAACAGAUUUACAGUUGGAUGAAAUAUUACAUGAACCUCAUAAAUAUAUCCCCCAAGUGCUUACCAGAACCCGGGAUAUUUUCCCUCAUAAUGCCUUGUGGAUCCUACAAUACGGUAGGAUGUUGGCUUCUAAUGGUAAGGUUACAGAGGCAGUUAACAUGAUGCAAGAGUUCACUGACAAUCCAAGUAAUAAAAUACAAAUGCAACAGGCAGAAGCAUUGAUGCUUUUCGAUAGAGCUAUGUUCUAUGCUUUUAAACAUCAAUAUGAUAAUGCUGCUCGUGAUUUGAUUCGGUUAGUUGAUAUCAAUUCUUGGUCCAAAGCAGUGUACUUAUUUAUGGCUGGUUCAUGUUAUAAUGAGAUGUACAGAAUGAUUAAGAUGGAUUUGGUUGCUGUUGAAGAUAAACCUGCUUCCUUGAAGAAGUAUUCUGAAUUGACUAAAAAGUAUAUGAAUGAACUUGCUCCUUCUUAUGUUCCAGGAGUUGGAGCUAAUAGUAAGAAGGGAGGUAUUGGAGGUGGCAACAAAAAGAUGCCUUUUGACCACUUUUUAAUACGAAAAUUAAAGACUAUUAGUGAAGUUUCUUCAGCUAAUCCCGAUCUUGAAUUUGUUGAAUGCAUUGGAGCCUCGCCAAUCCACGAAUUGGUUUAUUUUUGGAAUGGGUAUAACCGUAAAUCCGAUGAUGAGUUGGAAUUGUCCUUGAAGCUUUUGGAAUAUCCUCUUCCUGAAAAACACAAGAAUUUCAAAGAUGAAUUGAUGAUCAAGGAAUUCUUAAAGUCCAUUGUGCUUAGAUCUUUAGGAAAACUUACUGAAGGUUUGGCUGUUUUGGAUCAAGAAGUUUUAAGUCAAUAUGUCACCUCGAUAUCACCAUUCAAACAUAUAAAGAUGACUUAUUCCCCAUAUUUAUAUCCUACAGCUCUUUAUGAAAAGACUAUGUUUAUCUGGAUGCUACGGAUCCAAAAACCUGAUGCUAAGGUCCAUACUCUGGCUACUGAAGCUUGUGAAUGGUUAAAGAGAGCAGAGAUAGUGGGUGACAUUGGUGAUUAUGAAUUGAGUAAUAGAACAGGAAUGAGAAUUAAAGCUGCUGGUGACAGACUUGAUCAAUUCAUCAAGUUAACCUAUUGA